CACAGCUGACAUGACACAUUGACGCCACUGCAGCAGUGCAUUACAUUUAUUAAAAUUUCUAUACAUUUUUAUAUCGUAGAAUAAUAAAUAAAAAUAAUAAAUAGCCAUGCGUUCAUCUCGAUAUAAUAUAUUAUACAUUAUAAUAAUAUCGUUUAAUUAUUGUUAUAAUAUUGUUUUGCGGGCAUACUAUUAUUUCGCAGACGGCCGUGAACGAGAAUUCAGAAUUCGAACUGGUUACCAAAAGCAGAGAAGGACCUUAUAGAUAAGCGGUAUAUAGGUAUACGAUGGUGAAUGGUGGACGCCGCCGUUCACUCCCGCCGCUCGACACCGCCGGUGCAUACCGCACGGGUUCGCGAGCGUGCGGAAAACGACACGGACGUAUCGCGAUGACCGACGGCGCGGCGGCGGCUCAUGCGUCGGAUGUACCGGGCCGCGGCGGCCGGCAGCGGGAGUCGCGUUUCACGACUCGCGGGAACAACAACUGCUCGCGCGCACCUACGCAUGGUAAUAAAAUUAUUGUAUUAUUAUUACGUCGCCCGCCGCGUGUGCAUUCUAUGGAAUAUGUAGCCCAGCGAAAACCGUUCAAGUGGAUAUAAAAUAUUAUAAUAUAGCAAGACGCAAGGGGUCUGAUUUGGCCCGUCGAACGACCAAUGGAACAAACAUGCGAGAUAGAAGAGCACAAAGAAGAGACGUACAAAUCCAACCGAACAAUGAAAAUGUACGUGUGAACAUUGUGCGAUUGCGUGAGGCACAAGCUGAACAAAAUCAAAUAAGACGAUUAGAAGCGCGUCAAUUCGUAGUUGACACACGCAGAGCAAAUGACAGACAACGCCAACAAGUACAUAGAGCAUUUACAUCCAAUUCAUUCCUUCGUCUAGCAUUCGAGUAUGGGCCCGAUAUUGAAUAUUACGCUCAUUCGAAAGUAGAGAUUGGUGCUAUGGACAAGGAAUGCCCGCAUUGUAAUGCGUUGAAGUUCAAAAAUGAGCCAGCCGGUAUGUGUUGCGCGUCAGGAAAAGUGCAACUACCGGAAAUUGAAACACCACCUGAACCAUUGAACGGUUUACUUAUCGGUACGGAUCCAGAUUCUAACCUGUUCCUGAAGUCAAUUCGAACAUUCAAUUCAUGUUUCCAAAUGACAUCGUUCGGAGCAACAGAAAUAGUUAAAAAUAAUGCUGCAAAUGGUUAACAAUUUAAUUCAACAUUCAAAAUC
Acyrthosiphon pisum (pea aphid) is the source of this 1210-nucleotide messenger RNA. RefSeq lists its product as uncharacterized. The record is from RefSeq and is a predicted model, not a curated record. The transcript has 2 exons. The coding region runs from base 662 to 1186 and encodes 174 amino acids. Lineage: Eukaryota; Metazoa; Arthropoda; Insecta; Hemiptera; Aphididae.